CCGCGACAUUCUGUCCGCGAUACGAUUCGGCGUGAACGUGUCGUGUCCUCCUCCGGGUCCCACCGAAACGCCCGUGCCCCGGUCUAGCAAACUACCCCCCUCGAAGAAACCGGUGGUGAACAGAAGAGACACGUGAUAUCGCACUUCCGAAAUCAUCGGAAUCGGAUGAUUACGUACGAAGGAUAUUGUUUAGGGGAUAUCCUCUUGUAAAAAAAAAUAUCCUGAAAUAAUAAUCUGAUGAAUGAAGAAUAAACGUUGUUGAAUUGUCUGAAGCGUGGUGAACGAAUCGAAUUAGCCGGUAAAUCGUGGACUCUCGGGACUCAAACACGGACACUUAAUCAUUUUUAAAAGAUUAAGAGGGUGGAUUUUUAUUUGAGACCACUGGCAAUUUGUGGAACGCGGAGCGGCGCGAGAUGACAUUGUCACGAAUCGUCUUCGCGAACGAAUCCCGGUAUUUUCUGUGACAUUCAGGUGAUAUAAGUAAUCAGUGACGGGCACCGUUUCGCAGCGAUCGCCGAUUGCACUGGAACCGCGCCAAAAGGAGUCACGCUCGGGAUUGCCCCGCCGUUUCAAGUUCCGCGGUCACCACGUGGUCAGUGCAACCUGGCCGCGACAUCGCCGCGACGUGCGGUUAAAUUUAGAGAGAGAUAGAAACGAGUCCGUGGUCAGGGAAAAUUGACGGGAUUCCCGGAAUUGAAUUGUCGACUGAUCAGCGUCGAGAAUUCGACGGGGCGCGGCGCCCCCGUUUCAGUUCCGAUCGAUGGAAUGCCCGACGUAAUACCGAUCGUCACGAGUGCUGUUGCUGCUGCUCGGCAAUCGAGCCGGCUUGAUGCGCCACUGAGGGACACGCGACCGGCGAGAUAUCGAAAGGUGAUCGACAGGUGCGACCGCGCGAAAGCUGCAGUCACGUGGCCUGGGAUGAUGUAAGGUGACCUGAGAGAAACGGCGCUGCGGAGAGAGAGAGAGAAAGAAAGAGAGAGACGAAAUGACGCGCGACAGGAGGCUGCUGCUGUUGCUGGGCCUGCUGAUGGCUUACGGCCUCUUCGUGGUCGAAUGCAGGUACCAUCAGCGCGAGGACGCGACGACGACGGAGGCGAGACACCGACACAGGCACAGGCAUGAGUCCUCGAAUCGAAGAGGCCACCACGAGCUCGACAGAAGAUCCUGGCAGGAGGUGGACUACGAGUACGACGGGGACUCCGAGGACCCGAUCGACGAGGACGAUUACGAGGCGCGAUCGUAUUACGAUCAUCCCAGAUCGCAUCAUCGAUCCGCGCAGAAAAGUUAUCAUAGUCGGUUCGAGCCGCGCUAUCCGUCUAGGUAUCACAACGGCGAAUAUCACGCUGGAAGCGACUGGUACGACGAGAACAACGGCAAGCGCAGGAUCUCAUCGCGGUACAAUACGAAGAAUCACCGAUACAGACCCGGCAGGACCUACCACAGGCCCACAUAUUCGCGCAAUCGCGACGCGUCGGACUUCGACGACGACACGUCGGAGGAAGAUUAUGAUUACGAGAGGCCGCACAGGUACGGAAACGGCGAAGCAGAUAAGCACCACGAACGGUGGAGGAAUUCUAGGCGAUACCCGCCCUCCAGGAGAGACUCGAGGAACAGAAUGAACGGUCAUCACGGUGCAAGAAGACAUCGCUUGGAAGAUCACGAGGACGUCGUCGAUCGUGUCGACGUGACGAGAUGGACGGACGACUGGAAAAGAAGAUCGAACUCCUCGGACUCGAAAUACCAUUUCGCGAAGGACGACCGAAAGACGGAGGAGGACGAAGAUUACGAGGAUCACGGUGGGCUCGAGGAGGACGAUAAAGACGAGGACGAAGAAGAUAUUUGGAAAGAUAUCGCGGACGACAGGAAUGAGGACAACGAGGAGGAAGAAUUCGAUAACGAUUUUUACAAAGGCGAGACAAAGCCACCCUUGAAAACCUAUGACGAUAUCAUCCGAAGGCUCACGUCCGACGAUCCGAAAACUACUGUCAAGAGAGAUUAUCGGAAUAUCGAAACGAAUAAGCAUGUAAAGCGCGAUGGCUACAAGAAUGUCAAGCACGAAUCGAGAAACGUCUCUAGGCCGAUGGAUCUCUUCACGGGCGCGCCUCAUGCCGCUAGUACCACGUCCAAUUAUUUCGUAAAUAAACGAACUGCGGAGAACUCGACCGUCAAAUCCACUGGACAUAAGCCCUCGAAAAACACGGUCGGUGAUUCGGUGGUCAAGGACCACGAUCGGCAGGAGGGAAAGAUCGUCGAUACCCAGGCUAAGACUAAAAGCCUUGAGCAGGAUUACGACGAGUACCUGAACAGCCCGGAUAAUGAAAAGGAAGACGAUCUCAAAGCUAGAAACGAGGACGACUCGGCCAUGCAGGCAGAUGUCACCAAUACGGAUUACACCGAUGACGACAAUGGCGAGGAGGACGAGGUCGAUACCUUCACCACGUCGUCGACUACUACCACAACUACGACGACCACGACGACGAUGAGGCCGAAGACGUCACUCAACAACCAGCACUACGAUUACAAGGACCCGAGGGCCUACGACAGCGGUACCGCGGCUCAGUACAACGGAUAUCAAGCGAAAAACGAUUAUCCGCCGAUGUCUGCUCACAGCGUGCACAAGUGGCAGUCGCUCGGCACUCGCGAGGGCGUCAAAGAGACCAGGAGUAACAUCCAACAGUUUAACAAAAACGGAAAAAGUGCUGAAAUUCGAGAGGCUCUUCAGCACGCAAUUAAAGUCAACAAGGAAGGCAGCUGCCAAUGGCCACGCGCGAGAGUCAUUCCGGUUCGUGACGUUUAUCCGAGCCCAUCGACCACCUACAUUCCACACUGCGCCAUAUUGCACAGGUGCUCGGACGACACCGGAUGCUGCAGAUCGGAAGCGCUCACUUGUGUGCCGAAGCACUCUCACCGCGUCGAGCUUUCCUUCUACACCACGAGCGUGGGUGGUGGCAGCGUAGUGGAGAAGCUAUCGUUCUACAAUCACACGGAAUGUGAAUGCAAGGAGAGGUCCGAGUACGACACGACGAACGAGAAACCCGCGGACCAGAGAGUCUAUCGGCACUAUCAGUCUUCAUCGCCCCCUCAAAAUAUGAAAAAACCGCCGGCGAGAAAACCAUGCCGUUGCCCAUCGGAAUUCACGCCGAGGAUCACCCCGGAAGGAAUUUGCCAGUGUAACUGCUACGAGAGCAACGAAAAUUGUAUAAAGACCAAACGUGGAAAGGUAUUCUUCUCCCUUGCGGACAGAAUAUGCAUUCAGAACAACGAAUGCGCAAUGCCUAACUGCGAGUUCGGCGAGUACAUGAAGUGGCAAGGCAAGUGUCCGCGGAAGAGGGACACUUUCGACGCGAUGACGAACUACCGCACGAAUCUGAAUCAUCGAUUCAGAAGCUAAACGGGCCGCGGUAGACGGCAACGGAUAGCGAAGAGAACGAGGAUGACAAUCGCGAUAAAAUGCGAUUCUAGUGCCAAUGAAGACGGAGAGCACGCGACGAAGCGCACGAGAAACCGACGGUGCCAUUUUCUUCUAUGUUCUUUUAAAUGUCUUCGUCAGAGAGAGAGACUCGCUAUAUGUACAUACAUGUACGCGUAUGUUAUAUGUAUAAAAAUGUACGUCGUUAUUUAGGCACGCGUAUGUAUCGUCGUCGCUUCCUUUCUUUUUCUUGCCGCGAUCGGCGAGGAUACGAAGUGAUAACGGUCGUCGAUUUUUCAGUACCGGUGAUCGUCUCGCGGGGACAGUAAUAUAGUAUUUCGAUGUUUAAUUGAUGAGGUAUAAUUUUAUAGCGCUCGAUGUUCAGCAGCGGUUCUCUCCAUCGCGAGAGAGAGAAUAAGUAAGUUGAUAUUCAAUCGUAAGAUUUCGAGUCGUUAAGAUAAGAAGAUAAGAUUUUAUGUUAACUGAAACGAUUUCUCUAUAGGAUAGAACGAUAUAUAUAAAUUAACGAUUGCAUUAGAAAAUUAUCAGUGAUGAGAUAAAGUGCUUCUAAUAAUAAUCUUCGUGGAGAAAAGAGUGACUGUCUAUUGAGCAAGAAUCUCGACGGCAAAAGAAACUCGCCGAAUAAAAUCGCGCGGCGAGCCACCGAAAUUGUGCACGUAGAUCUGACAUGAGAAGGUGCGAUAACGUCUCUAAGUUAAUUAAUGAUAAUUUUAUACGAUAACCGAUACCUCGGGUGUCAUAGAUUUUACGCUGAGAAGAAGACCUCGGACGUGAGCCUAGUCUGAGAUCCUGUUUCCGUUCUGCGCGAGAGAGCUCUCGGUUCGUUGGAUCACGCGUGGAUGAUCGAAUUUGGCGAGCUGAAUUCCCCGAUGGUUGCACCCCCUCCCCUCUCCAUAGUUUUCAUUUCUUCAAUUAAACUAUACGCAACGUAAUUAUAUGACUAAUAUGCUUAUUAUGAUGAAUGAAUAAGAAAUACCAAAGCACGCGAAACACGGACACGAGCGAUCGCGCAGACUCGAAACAGAUCGUUAAUGUAGCCCCAAUUUGUAUGUUACACGAUUACAGAAUAUCUCUAUUGUAUUUAAUCGAGCAUUGAUGUACGCCCCCCUCCCCCACGUUCGUUAAUUUAAUAUUUAAUCGAUAGAGAGAGAGAGAGAGAGAGAGAGAGAGAGAGAGAGAGAGAGAGAUUGGGCGCUCUGUUCUUACACCUUCACGCAGGUGAUGUAACACACGUGAGUGGCCUAUCCACGCGCUGCGAACUGCGCGUUUGUAACUUUGUAUUUUUUAUGUUAUUAAUAAAACAGCAAAAUCACAAAGAACUAAGUACGGUAGACCAAUUGUGUGCGUCGAAACGUAAAUGCGUGCUUGGACUAUGCGAUUGUCUGCGAAUACCGCCGCUUUUCUUUACUACGUGACUAUAAUAUAAUCUAGAGAAUAUAAAAUAUAAUACUGUACGAUUUCA
Messenger RNA from Temnothorax curvispinosus, 4892 nucleotides. RefSeq lists its product as uncharacterized. Gene Ontology annotation, biological process: hemocyte migration. The record is from RefSeq and is a predicted model, not a curated record. Lineage: Eukaryota; Metazoa; Arthropoda; Insecta; Hymenoptera; Formicidae. Bases 986 to 3391 code for a protein of 801 amino acids. Gene Ontology annotation, molecular function: growth factor activity. The transcript has 6 exons. Gene Ontology annotation, cellular component: membrane.